AUGGAGUUUUUCGACGACCCAGGCGCCCAACUCCUCGCCACUAAGCCCUCCAACGAUACCAAACUGCUGCUGAACUACCACGUCGCGUCCAACCCAGAAGUUUGGGACUCUUCCCAUUCUUUCCCACCCAUGUUUGGCACAGGCCUCAAGGGCGCUAGACUCAUGAACGCCGGCUUCUUCAUCCUCGCGUCUUCGCUCCCCGCAUUCGAAUACUACAAAUCGAUGCUCGACGCGCCCUACUCUUUCGAUCCCAAAUAUCUGGAACGAGAAUAUCAAGACGAAGCAAUAGUUGCUGACGAGACGGUGAGAGAUGAAAGAGUGGUAUGA
Alternaria atra is the source of this 327-nucleotide messenger RNA. RefSeq lists its product as uncharacterized. NCBI's taxonomy places the organism in Eukaryota, Fungi, Ascomycota, Dothideomycetes, Pleosporales, Pleosporaceae. Bases 1 to 327 code for a protein of 108 amino acids. The transcript has a single exon. The record is from RefSeq and is a predicted model, not a curated record.